This is a messenger RNA of Paramecium octaurelia, 9061 nucleotides long. The record is from the annotation of a GenBank genome assembly. NCBI's taxonomy places the organism in Eukaryota, Ciliophora, Oligohymenophorea, Peniculida, Parameciidae.
AUGGAAGGUAUAACAGUUAUUGUUAUCUAUUAGAACUAGCGAAUGAUCAUCUAGUAUUAGCCAAAAAAUAUAUAUAUGAUGGAAGCUACUCUUAAGCUGUAAAGUUUUUAAUCAUAAUAGAUCGAACUUUUGGAAGCAAUAAUUGAAAAUGACAAUUAAAACAUUGAAGCCUAUAAUUUAUUGGCCUAUGCUAUAAAAAACGAUUUAGAGAAUACGACUGAUGCAUAUAUGCGUAGUUUAGAAAUCAUGCACAAAGCAUUAGAAGUAAAAAGUUUUCUAAUAUAUAGAUUUUGCCAAAUAACACACUUACUCUGUUCAAUAUGGCUUCUACUUAUUAUGAGAUGCAAGAUUUUCCCUAAGCUAUAAAUUAUUACUAACAACUCAUUCAAAUCAAUAAGGUUAAUGACUAUCGGGCUUUUUUUAACUUAGCUAUGUGUUACGAAAAAGCAGGGGAAAAUUAAUAAGCUUUGGAGAUGUAUUAGCAAGUAACUGCAUUCAUCUUAUAAUAAGUCCAUUCGAAGCAAUCCGAAUUUCUCAAGUGCUGUUAUAAAUUAUUCAAAUUUGUUAAUGCAAAUGGGUAAGCAAGCACAAGCUAGAUACACUUUAGAAAACUAUCUAAAAAAUAAUAAAGGUGAUAUGAGAGCCUUGAACAAUCUAAAUAUCAUUUUAGCUGAAAAAUAGAUAGAUUAAAAAGUUGAAGAAAAUUUUAAAAAAAUUAAUCAGAGUGGGGCCAUAACAAGUGUGUAUAAUAAUGGUGUGUUUUUAUCAAAAUAAGGAAAACUCUAAGAAGCCUUAUAAAUUUUUAGAUAACUGGUAGAUAAGCUCAAAGAUGAGGAGGAGGAACCACUUUUGCUAUUAUCUCAUGUAAAUCAAGGAGUAUUAUUCGAAAAACUAAAUGAUUUUGAUGCCGCAAUUUAAAAGUAUAACUAUGUAUGAAUUCUCUAAUAAUUAGAUUUUAGAUAAGUUUUCUAAAGAAAUUAACAGUGAAGAGUUUUUAUAAAGAAUAGCAGAAUUGAAAUAAAAAGAAAAAGAAAGGUAAAAACUAUUUCCUCCAAAAAUAAUGAGCAAAACUUAAACCUAAUGGAAGUAACCUCAAUAGCAACAAUAACAAGCUUAAGCUAAAAUAAACAAUUUAAGUAAAGAUAUUAAUAAGUUUAGUGAAACAAUCUCCAGAUAAAUAUAAGCAAUAAUAGCCAGCCUUAGUUCCUAUUAACAAUAACAAUAAUAAGAAAUAAUAAUAACUUGUUCAAGUUUAAAAACAGCCCUAAUAAUUAAUUUAAAGUUAACCCCAUCCUUUUAGCUAACAACAAUAAAGAUAAAAUUAGCAAUAAUAAUAGCAAUUUCCUCAAUAAACUAGAUAACCAUCAGGAGUUAAAAAUAUAUCCAAUCAACAAAGCAUACAAAGUGAUAAGAUUUCAUCUUAAUAACAAUUUGAUGAGCAUCAAUCAAGCAUUGAGUAGAUAUCAAUGGUGUAACCUGUCGAUACUGGGUAAAGAUUUGUGAAGGAAAGCUCUUUAAAAAUUGAUCAAUAAAAAAAUCAUUCAGGAGACAAUUCGCAGCAUCAAAAGUUUCAUGAAGAAAGCAGUAAUGAGAUGAAUAAUGAAAUUCAAAACUAAUAAAGAACAAAUACAGAAGAAUUAGGAAAGGCUAAAACCUAAUUUAAAGAAAAAUUUGGUUUUUCGGAGUCACAGCCUGAUCAAGAACCUUAAUAACCCAAAGAAUAAUUUACAUUCUAAGGAAACUCAGAUCCUUAUAAUCUAUCUUCAAUUAAGGAGAAAUCUAUAGAAAUCGGAGAAUCAUAGAGAGUUAGGUCUGAAAAAUAAAAAACUCAAGACAAGAAUUAGAAGACCAUUAUUGAUGAAGUUAAUGAAGGAGCUAAACCACAGAAUUCGAAAAUUUCUUUGGAGUUUCAAAACAAAGAGUUAGUUGUUGAAGUAGAGGAAAACUAAGUUACCUUUAAACCAAAAGAAGUUGAAAAAUAAGGAGGUUCACUUGAACAGCAGUAAUUGAUGAGCUAAAAGAAGGCUAUAAUAUAAAAAAAUUAUAAAGAGUCCAUUUAAAAAUAGAAAGAUAAUAAUAUAGAAAAGCAUAUUGACGAAGCUUCCAAAAAUUAAGUUUAUGAUAACACAGUUUAAAAAGUACCAAAUAAAGAUUCUCCAUUAUAAUUCAACGAGGAAAAGAAUAAAUAAAUUUAAAUCGGCAAUUUAGAAAAUCAAUAAUCAUAAAAGGAGCAUACAUAACAAAUUUCAUAAAAAGAACCUCAAAAAAUAGAAAAUCCCUAAAACUAACAAAAUAAUUAAUAGAAAUAGAAAGUUAAUAUUUUAUUAAAGAAUAAAACAUCCGAUUAAUAAAUCUCAGAUAAUUCAAAAGAUUUAUUGUAAAACUAGCAAGAGAACAAUUAAGAAUAAAAAAUUGUAUCAAACUAAGAUGGUAAUAAAAGAUAAUUUUUAAGAAAAUAAAAUACUAAUUAAUAAUAAGUUAAAGAAUAGCAAUAAGAGACAUAAUAAGAACAUUAAAAAUAAAAUGGUGACUAAUUGAAUAAAUUAGAACAGGAAGAAAAAGAUAGAUUACUAGAAUAAUAAAGGUAAUAAGAAAACCAGUAAGCUGAAUAAUAGAAGAAACUAGAAGAGGACUAAAAGGAGAAAGAAAGAUAAUAAGAAUUAUAAAAAGAUUAAGAAAGAUAACAAGCAGAAUAAUAGAAAAAAUUAGAACAAGACUAAAAGGAAAAGGAAAGAUAAUAGGCUGAAUAAUAGAAGUAAUUAGAAGAAGAAUAAAAAGAGAAAGAAAUAUAACUAGAAUUGUAAAAGGAAUAAGAAAGGCAAUAAGCAGAAUAAUAGAAAAAAUAAGAAGAAGAUUAAAAAGAGAAAGAAAAGUAAUUAGAAUUGUAAAAGGAGAAAGAAAGAUAAGAAGCUGAAUAAUUGAAGAAAUUGGAAGAUGAAUAAAAAGAGAAAUAAAGAUAAUUAGAAUUGUAAAAGGAAUAAGAACAACAAUAAGCUGAAAAAUAGAAAAAACUAGAAGAGGAAUAAAAAGAAAAGGAAAGAUAACUUGAAUUACAAUAAGAAUAAGAAAGAUAACAAGCAGAGUAAAAGAAAAAAAUAGAAGAAGAUGAAAAGGAGAAAGAAAGAUAGCUUGAAUUGUAAAAGGAAUAAGAAAGACAAUAAGCUGAAUAGUAGAAAAAAUUAGAAGAAGAAUAAAAAGAGAAAGAAAGAUAAUUAGAAGUGUAAAAGGAAUAAGAAAGACAAGAAGCUUAAUAGUAGAAGAAAUUAGAAGAAGAAUAAAAAGAGAAAGAAAGGUAACUAGAAUUGUAAAAGGAAUAAGAAAGGUUAUAGGCUGAAAAAUAAAAGAAAUUAGAAGAAGAAUAAAAAGAAAAAGAAAAAUAACUUUAAUUAUAAAAAGAAUAAGAACGACAACAAGCUGAACAAUAGAAAAAAUAAGAAGAAGAUGAAAAAGAGAAACAAAGGUAAUUAGAAUUAUAAAAGGAAUAAGAAAGACAAUAGGCUGAAUAAUAAAAGAAAAUAGAGGAAGAAUAAAAAGAAAAGGAAAAGUAAUUAGAACUAUAGAAAGAAUAAGAACGGUAAUAAGCCGAACAAUAGAAGAAAUUAGAGGAGGAAUAACAAGAGAAGGAAAGGUAACUUGAAAUAUAAAAAGAACAAGAAAGAUAAUAAGCUGAAUAAUAGAAAAAACUAGAAGAGGACUAAAAGGAGAAAGAAAGAUAAUAAGUAUUAUAAAAAGAAUAAGAAAGACAAUAAGCUGAAGAAUAGAAGAAAUUAGAAGAAGAAUAAAAGGAAAAAGAAAGAUAGCUUGAAUUAUAAAAAGAAUAAGAAAAACUAUAAGCUGAACAAUAGAAGUUAUUAGAAGAAGAAUAAUAAAAAGAGAAAGAAAGGUAAUUAGAAUUGUAAAAUGAAUAAGAAAGGUAAUAAGCUGAACAAUAGAAAAAAUAAGAAGAGGAAUAAAAAGAAAAGGAAAGGUAACUUGAAUUAUAAAAGGAAGAAGAAAAAUAAUAAGCUGAAUAAUAGAAAAAGUUAGAAGAAGAGAAUAAGGAAAAAGAAAGGUAACUUGAAUUAUAAAAGGAAUAAGAACGGCAAUAGGCUGAAUAAUAGAAAAUACUAGAAGAGGAAUAAAAAGAAAAGGAAAAAUAGCUUGAAUGGUAAAAGGAGUAAGAAAGACAAUAAGCUGAAUAAUAGAAGAAAUUGGAAGAAGAAGAAAAAGAGAAAGAAAGGCAACUAGAAUUGUAAAAGGAAUAAGAAAGACAAGAAGCUGAAUAGUAGAAGAAAUUAGAAGAAGAAUAAAAAGAGAAAGAAAGGUAAUUAGAAUUGUAAAAGGAAUAAGAAAGAUAGUAGGCUGAAUAAUAAAAGAAAAUAGAGGAAGAAUUAAAAGAAAAGGAAAGGUAACUUGAAUUAUAAAAAGAAUAAGAAAGAUAAUAAGCAGAAUAAUAGAAAAAAUUAGAAGAAGAAUAAAAAGAAAAGGAAAGAUAAUAAGAAUUAUUAAAAGAAUAAGAAAGGUAAUAGGCUGAAGAAUAAAAGAAAUUAGAAGAGGAAUAAAAAGAAAAGGAAAGGUAACUUGAAUUAUAAAAAGAGUAAGAAAGAUAAUAGGCUGAACAAUAGAAAAAAUUAGAAGAGGAGUUAAAGGAAAAGGAAAGAUAAUUAGAGUUAUAGAAAGAAUAAGAAAGGUAAUAAGCUGAGCAAUAGAGAAAAUUAGAAGAAGAAUAAAAAGAAAAGGAAAGAUAACUUGAAUUGUAAAAAGAAUAAGAAAGAUAAUAGGCAGAAUAAUAGAAAAAACUAGAAGAAGAAUAAAAAGAAAAGGAAAGAUAAUAAGAAUUAUAAAAAGAAUAAGAAAGGUAAUAGGCUGAAGAAUAGAAGAAAUUAGAAGAAGAAUAAAAGGAAAAAGAAAGGUAAUUAGAAUUGUAAAAGGAAUAAGAACGACAACAAGCAGAGCAAUAGAAAAAAUAAGAAGAAGAUGAAAAGGAGAAAGAAAGAUAGCUUGAGUUGUAAAAGGAAUAAGAAAAAAAAUAGACAGAAUAAAAGCCAAUAGAAUAAUAAUAAUAACAAAAAGAAAUUGUAGUAAAUUAAGACUAAAUACUAUAACCAUAGAAGAAUACAGAAUCAUAAUCACACCCAUAAUCUCUAUAAUAAUCUUAAUUAAUAGAUUAGAAUGCUUAAGAUUAAAAUAAUAACAAUAAUUCUUAAAAGCAAUAAACAUUUGGUGAUUUAUCUAAAAUAGAUUAGGAACCUGGAAAAUCUCCCAACGAAAUCCAAAAAUCUGAUAGUUAACAUUCAAGAAAAUUUGUUUAAGAACCCAGUAUCAUGAUUAAAACUCCACCAAAAUAAUAGCAAAAAACAUUCGAAACAUUUAACGAAGAAAAAGUAGUGCAAGCAGAAUAAAUUCCUUCUCCAAAGGAAUUAAAAGUUGGAAACGAUAUUCCUUAAUAUAAUUAAACUGGAACUUUUGUUGGUUUAUCUGAGCAAUAAUUACCUGACACUCAUCGUAAAGAAGGGUCAGAUAAUUAAUCUUAAGGUGAAUAGCAAUAAUAAACAAAGCAAUAAAAUGAAUAAAACAAAGAUAAAUCAAUAUCCAGAACAUCAAUUUAAAAAGGUAAUUCAAGACCGCCAUCAUCGAAAGGUUAAGAGAAGAAAGCUCCCUUAACAUUAGAAUAAUAAUAAUAGAAAUAGUAGGAAUCUGCUUAAACUAAUAGAUCGGAAUAACCUCAAGAUAAAGAGAAAACUCAAUCAAAGGAGAUAAUAUAAUAAGAUUAAAAUUAAAGUUAAUAGCAAAGGCCUUCAUCACAAUCUGGAAUAAGAUCUAUUAAGUCUGCAGGAAAAAGGGUUGAGAAAACAAAUCCAGAAUAGCCUUCUUAAAAUCAAGGAGAUAAUACCCAAUAACCUGAUUAAACGAAUUCAGUAAAGAAUGCGAUUAAAGUUACUCCAAGGUCAAGACCAUUAUCAGGAGCAAAUUAGCCAAUAGAGUUAAGUCGACCAAAUUCUACAAAAAACCCAGUUAAAAAAAUUACUAUUGAAUAACAAUAGAUGAUGAGACAAGAAUAACCUAACCAAUAAGAUAAUAAGCCCCCAGAACUUACAGAAUCUUAAUUAUCUAUAGAAGAUGCAAAAAGACUCACUCAAACAAUGUCUUAGUAAGAUCUGCCAGUUAAAUAAUUACAAGAAACAGCAUCUCAUCCCUAAUUGUAAUAACAAGCAAAUCCUCAAACCUAGAACUAAUAAUAGAAUUAAAAAAGCAAUUCAAGAAAUUAAUCAGGAAAAUCGUUAAUAAAGUCUGGUCACACAGAAAAAAAAGUAGAUAAGCCAAAUCAAGAUUCUAAUUAGUAAUUGGAAAAAGAUUAAUAGUAACAAGUUAAAACUGAGGAUCAAAAUAAAGAAAUUAACGAUUCAAAUACAAAUAAAUCAGAUGGAAAAAGCAAAGGUGGGUCAAAUAAAACUUCUAAUGCAUAAUAAUAACCAACUUAGAAUGAAGAAAGUAAACCUUAAAGUGCUAAAGGUAAACAAAAACCAGUGACUACAGAAUAACAAUAACCUGUAUAAAAUUAGGAUGAAUAAGUCUUUCGUUAAUAGCAAACAAUAGAGUAGAUCAAAGAUAAGGCAAUUCAGGAAGAAGUUCCAUAAAUUAAAGUUCAAAGUCCUCAUAGUUCUAUGAAGGGAAGUGAAGAUAUGAAUUAACUCGAAGCCUCUUUACAUAAAGUUGACUAAGUGGUAGAAUAAGAAUAGGAGUAAGUAGUAGAGCAAAAUUAGGAUAUUCAAGAAGUCAGAGCUUCAAAUUAACAAGAUUAGGAAUAAGCAAAUGAAAAUGCUAUUUAAUAAAAUAAUGAAUAAGAAAAAUAAGAACCAAAUAAUGAUUAGGAUGCAUAAGGUCAAAAAUCAGAACAAAAUGGUUAGGAGGAAUAAGAAGGAGUGAAGUCUUCUGAUAGUUAUAGAUCGUAAAAAACUAAUAAAGAGGGUACUUAGGAUGAAGUUUUGGAAAAGCCUGCUGAAGUGUUAUUAGUCCCAGAAAGUCGACCUAAAACAUUGGUUUAUUAGAAUUCAAGUAGCCUUGAAUCUUAACCUCAAUAAGAGUUGCAAUCACAGACAAAGCUGGGUCAUAGUGAUACACAAUAAUUUGCUGAAACACAAAAGAAGAUUGCAAAAGUUAUUCGAUACCCUGAAAACUUUGAGGAUUGGACUAUAGAAGAUUGUUUAAGAAGAAUAGAAGAAGAUCCUAAUGAUAUCUUUCCUGUGUUCAGAUUAGCUAUACUUUAUACAGAUGAUUUGGAAAAGGCCAAGGAAUACCUUUUAAAAGUGACUGAAAUGGACCCAUUAUUUGAAGUUGAAAAAGUAAACUGGGCUUUAGGAACAAUUUUCGUCUCAGAAAAAGAAUGGAAAAGAGCUCUACAUCACUUUCGAAUAGGCUAUCAAUAUAGUUAAGAUAGGGCUAAAUCAUAUUUAGAAAUAGCCAGAUGUUAUUAAAAGUUGGGGGAGUUUGAGAAAGCAGAAAGAACAUAUAGAAGAGCAAUUGAUGCCAAUAAUAAAGAUUAUCUACCUUAUUAUAAGUUAGGAUGGAUGCAAAUAAAGAAUAAAUAAUUAAAGGAAGGAAUAGAUAAUUUAUCAAAAGCAUAAACCCUUGAUUAUUAGAAUAUGGACAUCAUUAUAAAAUUAGGAGAAUCUUUAAUGAUUUAUGAUGAAGAUCCUACAGCUGUCGAUGAGGCUGUUAUUGUAUUACAUAAAGGAAUGAUAGUAGAUCCAUUAAAUUAUGAAUGCACCAAUGCGCUGGCUAGAGCAUAUGAAAAGAAGGGAGACUUAGUCAAUGCUAUUAAAUAUGGAAAGUUAGCAACAGAAUAGCCAAAUUCAAAUUCAAACUCACAUUAUUUUUUAGGAACUUUAUAUAUGAAGAAGAAAGAUUUCAAAAGUGCUGCUGAAUCGUUUAGAACUUUAUUGAGAAUAAAUAAUGAGCAUCCAGAGGCUCUAAUUGAAUAUGCAACAAUUUCAAGCAUAUAAGGUAAUUUCGAAAAAGCAAAAAAAUACCUGAAACACGCAUUAAAAUCCAGCCCAAAUAACCCAGUUGCAAAUAUGAGAUUAGGGAGAAUUUAUUAAACCAAAUUAAAUGAAUUAAACUUAGCAAUCGAAUGCUUUUAAAAGGUUGCUAGAGUCGAUCCAACUAAUUAUAAAGCUUAUUACUAUAUGGGCUAAUGUUAUAUUUAGAAAGGAGAGCUAAAUAAAGGCAUUGAAAAUAUGAAUUACUCUUUAAAGCACAAUCAAUCUUUUGGUCUAGCAUGGAAAGCUGUUGGUAAUAUUAUGUAUGAGAAGAAUCAGCCAGCUAAAGCUUUGAGAUAUUUCUAAAAAGCCAUUGAUUCAGAUAAAAAUGAUAUGGAAGCUAAGAUUGGAUUGGGAAAUUGUUAUUAUUUACAGGAACAAUUUGAAUAAGCUAUUUAGAUUUAUGAAGAAAUAAGUCAUCUGGAUCAAAAUGAAGAAUUAGAAUACAACAUGGCAAAUUGUUAUUAUAUGAAAAAUGAUUUUGAGGAGGCAGUAUUGCAUUAUUAGAAAGCAUUAAGCAUAAAUCCUGAUAAAAUAGAAUGCUAUUAUAAUUUAGGAAACACUUAUUGCAUUAUGGAAAAAUUCGAAGAAGCUUUAGAAUGCUUUGAGAGAGUGGUUAAGGAUGAUCCCAAACAUUCAGCUGCCUUCUAUAAUUAUGCAAAUACAUUCUUUGUUUUAUAAGAUUAUGAAAAUGCGGCUAAAUACUUUGAAAAGGCUGUUGAGUUAUAGCCUGAAAAUGUUGAUUGGAGGUAUUUUAAUGAUAUGCAAAUUUAGGAAUUACGUAGCUCAAUUAUAUAUAGAAAAAGGUGACCUUAAUGCAGCAAAAAGACAUUUAGAUGAAAGCAUGAGAUUGUAACCUAGGAAUCCUGACACCUUAGUUAGAUAUGCAAAUUACUAUUAUCAAAUAGGAAACUACAAAGAGGCUAUUCAAAAAGCAAAAGUAUUAAUUAACAAUAAUUAUAGUAAACCUUGGCAUUAGAUGAAGCAAAUGACGAAGCUAAAUCAUUAAUUAGAGAACUUACUAAAUGAUUAUUAAUAACAUA